UAAAGUUUAGAGUGCCCUUGCAGCCCUUCCUUCCAAAAAGCUUUCCUUUUGUCAUCUGGGUUGGUUCUGUCUUUUUCUAUCAGGAAACGAACACAAAAGGGGUGAGACCAAAGGACGAAUGUGGCAGAAACAGCCCCACAAAUCUUCUUACAGAGAAUCCAUCAAAACCCUUGAAGCUGAUGUUCAACAUGCCAAUACCCUGGCGGCUGCUUUACCAACAGAUUACGAUGGAGAUUGUAUUCAGUUUAAGUUGUCUUACAGCACCUUUGCUCCCUUCUUGCUGUUUUUGAUAGAAUGGCUGGACUAUAGUUGUACAGAUAGUCUCCCAAGUUAUUUAGGCAUUCUUCACAUACUUGUAUAUAAGGUAUAUAUUGAUGGUAUGCCAACAAUGUCGUCACAAGAUAGGAAAGCUACUCUGAGGGAAUUUUAUGCUGUUGUGUAUCCUUCACUUCAGCAACUUGAAGGCUUUGUCAAUGUGUUGGUGCAAGACAAUAACAGUAGAACUCAAUUCCCUGAAGCUUUGGGUAUCGAGGCAAUAGAAGGGAAGAGGGAUUUAUCUGGUACUAACAACAUUGAGAGAGAUGAUGAAUGCGGGAUUUGUAUGGAAUGUUGCACCAAGAUUGUAUUACCCGAUUGUGGCCACUCCAUGUGCAACAGAUGCUUCCACGAAUGGAGUUUCCGGUCUGAAUCAUGUCCCUUUUGUCGAGGCUGUCUGAAGAGAGUAGGCUCCAGAGAUUUAUGGGUGUUGACUAGUCCCGAUGAUGUUAUCGACAUUAUUUCUCUGGCAAAGGAGAAUUUUAGGCUCUUCUAUACAUACAUUGAGAACUUGCCACUCAUGGUGCCUGAACCGCAUUUGUUUCUCUAUGAUUACCUGAUCUAGUCGAUGAAGAAUGGGUUCGGGUAUGAAACAAAUGCUCACCCAUUGUAUAUAUGGUCUCGGUAUUGGGCUGUUUUAAGCAGAUGUAUAUACAACUAACCGUCCUAGUAAAGAUAUCUAGAUUUACCUAAAUCCAACUCAGUUUUUUGGAACCUGAGUGUUGGAUUGGAAAAUGCAUGUAAGUUGAGAUGCUUGUUAUGGAAUAUGUACGAUUGAUCAUGAAUCAAACUCUUAAUUUGUGGAGAACCUAAUAUCCUCUGCAUUCU
This is a messenger RNA of Rhododendron vialii, 1143 nucleotides long. RefSeq names its product E3 ubiquitin-protein ligase AIRP2-like. Bases 119 to 880 code for a protein of 253 amino acids. Gene Ontology annotation, molecular function: ubiquitin protein ligase activity. The transcript has 5 exons. The record is from RefSeq and is a predicted model, not a curated record. NCBI's taxonomy places the organism in Eukaryota, Viridiplantae, Streptophyta, Magnoliopsida, Ericales, Ericaceae. Gene Ontology annotation, biological process: protein ubiquitination.